AUGCGGGAAACUGACGUUCACAAGAGAGCUGGCACGAAGCCAAGGACCAAGUACUCACCCGAACAGCUGGAGCUGCUAGAGGGCGCUUUCCUAGAUUCCCAAUACCCGGAUACAGAGACCCUGGAGGACCUGGCGGAGAGACUGGACGUCAGCACGGACAAAGUGUCGGUGUGGUUCCAGAACAGACGCUCUAAGUUCAAGAGGCAGUCCAAGGACUCCCACGUGGCCUGGAUGCGGAAGCAGCUAUACAACACGGACAUGCGCAGUUCCUGUCGACUCAGUCACAAGGACGGACAACAGCACGUACUGUCUCCCCCGGACCACAAAGUCGCCGAAAACACCCUGACUGCACCCAACUCUAACUUACACUACAUGCCGUACAGCCGCCCUGAGAACAACAUGUUCAUCCAUGGACACAAAGCCCCGGCCCCGUUCUCCCCCGUGUCCUGUCAGUUCCCUUUCCCGGCCUGCUACGGUCCUAUGUCCGCCUCAAGCAGUGUCUGGGAUCAGAUGGACCUCCAGCAAAGAACACGCCUCCUGACACAGCUAAUGACAGAGCAAGCGGAACAGAACCAAGCGCUCUCCAGACCCAGCUGUCAGAACCAAACGCUCUCCAGACCCAGCUGUCAGUACAUGGACAGACAGACCCAGGGGAUGCCCCAGUUCCCGACAUCCUGUAGUGUCCCGUCACUGACCCUUUCUGGACCCUCACUGACUGUGCCUGGCGGAUUGGGAUUCUGAAAUCCGUUAUGAUUCCACACUCUUUGACUAAAGAUAACAUCAUGCUCAGAUAUUCAGUGACAUUUGAGACAAUCACAAUUUAUACUUAUUAAUGAAUAGUGUUUAGAGUUCCAUCACAGUGUACAAGGAGUUUUUUGCAUUUUGAUAUUCAUCUCAGGUGUGCUAUUAUGUUGUAAAUUUUGAAAUAUUGGUGCUAUUCUGUAAAUAAAUUGUGUAGUUAUACGUUGCAUGUUUCCAGUAUAAAGAUAUAA
This is a messenger RNA of Magallana angulata, 992 nucleotides long. Its product is annotated as paired box protein Pax-6-like. The transcript has 4 exons. The record is from RefSeq and is a predicted model, not a curated record. NCBI's taxonomy places the organism in Eukaryota, Metazoa, Mollusca, Bivalvia, Ostreida, Ostreidae. Gene Ontology annotation, biological process: regulation of transcription by RNA polymerase II. Gene Ontology annotation, molecular function: RNA polymerase II transcription regulatory region sequence-specific DNA binding; DNA-binding transcription factor activity, RNA polymerase II-specific. Bases 1 to 741 code for a protein of 246 amino acids.